Molecule: messenger RNA, 3531 nt
Organism: Cuculus canorus (common cuckoo)
Lineage: Eukaryota; Metazoa; Chordata; Aves; Cuculiformes; Cuculidae
Gene: ARL2BP
Product: ADP ribosylation factor like GTPase 2 binding protein
Exons: 7
Coding region: 240-710 (156 amino acids)
Biological process (GO): maintenance of protein location in nucleus; positive regulation of tyrosine phosphorylation of STAT protein
Cellular component (GO): mitochondrial intermembrane space
Source: RefSeq, a predicted model, not a curated record
GGCGGAAGGAAGUGUCACCCUGGAGACGGGCGGCCUGGGGCCUGUGCCGGCGGGGCUGGCGGCAGCCCUCCUCGGGCCGCGGGCGCUGACAGUCACCGGUGUCCCGGGGAGGGAACGAAAAUGACGACUCCGUCGCUUGGGCGCCUUUGAGCAGGGGGAGCACUUUCAGAAGAAGAAAUAACCCCUAACAGCAGCGGUAUCGCAGAUUGCUGCUCCUCAAGUCUGGUUAUGCAGUAACAAUGGAGACUGCUGAUGAAGAAAGCUUUGGUGUGGCUGUCUCCUCCCCUUCUGACGCAGAGUUUGAUGCAGUUGUUGGGCAUCUGGAGGAUAUUAUAAUGGAUGAUGAUUUCCAGUUAAUACAGAGGACUUUUAUGGAAAAGCACUACCAGGAGUUUGAUGACGCAGAAGAAAACAAGCUCAUCUAUACUUCUAUUUUUAAUGAAUAUAUCUCUUUAGUAGAGAAAUACAUUGAAGAAAAAUUGCUUGAUCGGAUUCCUGGUUUUAAUAUGACUGCUUUCACAAUGUCACUGCAACAGCACAAAGAUGAAAUGACAGGUGAUAUAUUUGAGAUGCUUCUCACAUUUACUGACUUUCUGGCUUUCAAAGAAAUGUUCUUGGAUUACAGAGCUGAAAAAGAAGGUCGAAGUCUGGAUUUAAGCAGUGGGUUAGUGGUGACUUCAUUAAACAAAUCGUCAAUAUCCUCCUCCUAGAACACUUUAUGCACUACUUUCCCUCUCCAGAUGAGUGCCGUUCCUUUCAUUUGGACACUAAAACACUGAAGAUCAUGAGAAUCAAGGUGCUUUUACAUGAUGGAAACUCAUUCACCCUCCAGACUGUACCUUCUGAUCCCAAAGACUUCUGUUUGUGAGUUCUGGCUGGUAUUCAGUGACCACAGAAGAAGAAACUUUUGACUCUAUCAGAGUAAUUGUUUUUUAGUAAAUGCACAGUAUUUGUACACCAGCCUAACCAUUGUGCAUGCCGAGAAGCCCAGCACGCGAAGAGGACAAUGAGUAAGACUGUGCAUGUGUUAUUUGGGUUGGCAUCUUUAACAGUCUCCCCACACUGCAGAACUUUUCAGACUCAAGAUGACAGUGUAGAAAGAAUACGUCCCUCCAGCACAAAGGUGCAAAUACAUAACCUCCGAGUUCUUCCCUGUUUGUUCUUUUGGGUUUUUCGUAAAUACUUUAAUAUGAUCUUAAAUGCUACAGCUUUCUAAUGCAGGAAUAUGUUUUAAUCUGUAGAUAUUCUAGCAUAAGACUGCCUUUCACCUCUGACAACAGACAUUUUAGUGUGCAAAUCUGUCUGCUGUCUGGCUUUAAAUCUCAUCUUCACUGUACGAGUUCUCUAAUUCACUUUUGUUCAGGCCACAGCUAUUCUACACUUGGAAAAAUAACCACGAUUAACCAAAGUCUGGACUAAUAAUGCAAUUUCUUACUUCCUUUUCAGCAGUUGCAUUAGUUCUAACAAUGUAAGAUUGAUGGGAGGUUGGGCGCAGACAUGUUUACCACCAUGUUCUAAAUAGCAUGCUGAUUAUAGCUGUAGUUUUGCUGUUAAACUGUUAGCAACAUUAGUGCAGCAAUGUGUUUUUCAGCAUCCGUUGAAAACCAGAUGCGUGGCUUCCUGGUGGAGCUGUAGACAUAAGCCUGUCACAAAACCCCAGGCGCAUCCCUGUGGUGGCUGGCAUUAAACUGCAUUUGGAGCUGCGGGGGCCCUCUAUUCUUGCACUCUUCAGACACAUUUAUCUGUGCUUGAUGGCGUGCUCAGGCGAUGCGAGUUUGUCUUUAAAAGCCUAAGAGUAGAUAGAAGCCCAGGGUGGUGAGCAGAGCUCUGUGCUUUGUCCUACAGCAGCGGGGGAGAUGUCCUUCAGCAGCAGUGAAGGUGUUGAUCAGUGGCUGUCACCUGAUGAGAACCUGGCCUAGACAGCAAAAUGAUGGCCUGGCUGUGACAAAAUCUGGUAGACAAGAAAUGUCUUACUAGAACAAAUUAAAUUAAAUCCUCUUCCUGUUGACAUCUGACAGUGAUUUCAACAGUACUAGGACUCUGUUUUCAACCAAAAUUCUGGUUUAAUACCAGUGGAGAUUCCUAGCCAUGCAGGCAAAAGGAAGCCAUACUUACACUACAGAAUAGGAUAACAUUAAACAGGUUUGUGGACAGACCAUCAUGGCUUUUUAAAGGCUGGCAAUGCUAAGAGUAGCAUUCUAGUAUUUUGGAUAUAUAUAUAUAUAGCCAAAUAUAUUUUGGCUAUAUACCACAUUUACAAGUGCUGCAGUAUUUAUUUUCAUUAAGCUUCUACUAUGUUGUGCUCAUAGCUCUGCGGUUUUUUGUCUGGAAUUAUUCUAGUACACUGAAAUCUCCCUCGUUAAGUGCACACACCCAGACGCAUACACAAACACUUCCUUUAAAAAUGCACUCAAACAUUCUGUUCCUUCAGGUUUUUUUUAAUCUCCUUCGAUAAAUUUAUGCUUGUCGGAUGUGAAUGAUAAAACCCAGAAGCUAAAGCAAAAUUAAAAAUCACAAGGAAUGUCUUUGGUUCUUUUCAUUUUUUUCUUUUUAAGGUUAGAAAUCUAGGGUGUGUUUUGAUCAAAAGCAGUUUUACAGGCUUUCUGUUCCGGUGAACACUACACGAGCUCAUUUUGAUUCUCUUUUCAGCAGCAGUAACCUGCUAAGGCAAUGUGAGUACCACUUUAAAAAUAGGUUUGAAAUGCAUGUUCCACAGCAGGAGGGUUGGUGAAGCUCCAUCACCUGGGGUCGCCUGCCAGGGUUCAUAGGUUUUUACAGGUCCACCUACCACACAUGCCAUAAAAAGCAGCUUUUCUUGUGAGCCUGGGAGUCAGUGCUCAGGCGUGCAUGGGCAGUUUGUUAGCAAGUAGAGAUGAUGCUCCGUGAUGUUUAUUCCCAGAAAAAAAAUUAUGCAAUCAGUGGGUCUUGAUUUUGAUACAAACUAGACGCAGCUCCUCUGCCAUGUGAAUCCUGAGGUUAACCUCAGAGAAACUGAAGACCGAAAAUCUAGUCAUCUUUCUACUGUCAGCAUACAGACUGAGCUCUCUGUUUAUCUCCCCACCUAUUUGUAUAAGGUUAACGUUUUAUUGUGAGGAACAGAUGUUAUCAAAUUUUAAAAGAACCCUGUUGACGUACCGUAAUUGUUGAGCUAAAAUAAUUAUUCACAGCUAAAACUAUAAAUAGCCCUACCUUUAGUUUUUCACUGAAAAAAGUUUUCGUUCUUUUUCCUUUUAGAGUUGUUUCGAUUAAUUACUUAAACUAAUGGCAGUAUAAGUGAGUACCUCGGGCAGUUAUCUCCUGAAGGGAGUUCUGGUGUAUUUAAAGCAAGGUCUGUUGUCAUUUCAGAAGCCACAAGGCCAAUUCUUAUUUUGACAGGGAAUUGUAUCUAGGUGUUUCCUGCAAUACCUUUCUACCCCUGUGCUGCUCUCUUCUGCCUGUGUUGUCUGUUGGCUGUUGUUCCCACAUUAACCCAUCCCCGGUUCAAUGCAUUUUCCAUCAGACAGAGGGGCUUUUUAUAAAGAGAUUAAAUGU